Lodderomyces oxycetoniae is the source of this 1305-nucleotide messenger RNA. RefSeq names its product homocitrate synthase (gene LYS21). Bases 1 to 1305 code for a protein of 434 amino acids. Gene Ontology annotation, cellular component: mitochondrion. Lineage: Eukaryota; Fungi; Ascomycota; Pichiomycetes; Serinales; Debaryomycetaceae. Gene Ontology annotation, molecular function: homocitrate synthase activity. The transcript has a single exon. The record is from RefSeq and is a predicted model, not a curated record.
AUGUCCACAAAAUCAUUUAGGCAAGUCAACGAGAGCUUGAACCAAAGAAUUCAGCAAAAUCCAUAUGGCCCUAACCCUGCUGAUUAUCUUUCCAAUGUUGGUAAUUUCCAAUUAAUUGAAAGUACUUUAAGAGAAGGAGAACAAUUUGCAAAUGCUUUCUUUGACAUGGAAACCAAGAUUAAAAUAGCUAGAGCUCUAGAUGAUUUUGGCGUUGACUACAUUGAGUUGACUUCACCAGUGGCAUCGGAACAAAGUAGAAGAGAUUGUGAGGCUAUUUGUAAAUUGGGUUUAAAAGCUAAGAUAUUGACUCAUAUCAGGUGUCAUAUGGAUGAUGCAAGAGUUGCUGUUGAAACUGGGGUCGAUGGAGUAGAUGUCGUUAUUGGUACGUCACAAUUUUUAAGAACAUACAGUCACGGCAAAGAUAUGAAUUAUAUAGCACAGAGUGCAAUCGAAGUUAUAGAGUUUGUCAAAUCAAAAGGAAUAGAAAUUCGAUUUUCGUCAGAGGACAGUUUUCGAUCAGAUUUGGUUGAUUUGCUAAAUAUAUAUCGUACAGUGGAUAAAAUAGGUGUCAAUAGAGUUGGUAUUGCCGAUACUGUUGGCUGCGCUAAUCCAAGACAGGUUUAUGAGUUAGUGCGUACUUUGAAAUCGGUUGUCAAUUGUGAUAUCGAGUGUCACUUCCACAAUGAUACUGGUUGUGCUAUUGCCAAUGCUUAUACUGCUUUAGAAGGUGGAGCCAAAUUGGUUGAUGUAAGUGUAUUGGGAAUUGGUGAAAGAAAUGGGAUAACUCCAUUGGGUGGAUUUAUGGCAAGGAUGAUUGCAGCUGACCGCGAUUAUGUCUUGUCCAAAUACAAAGUGCACAAGAUCAGAGAUUUGGAGAAUUUGAUUGCUGAAGCAGUGCAAGUCAAUAUCCCUUUCAAUAAUCCAAUCACCGGGUUCUGUGCAUUUACACAUAAAGCAGGUAUUCACGCAAAAGCCAUUUUGGCCAAUCCGUCAACUUAUGAAAUUUUAAACCCAAGUGAUUUUGGAUUAACUAGGUAUAUUCAUUUUGCUAAUAGGUUAACUGGAUGGAAUGCGAUCAAAUCGAGAGUUGACCAGUUAAAUUUGCAUUUAACGGAUGCACAAUGUAAAGAAGUUACUGAAAAAAUUAAAAAAUUGGGUGAUGUGAGACAGUUGAAUAUUGAUGAUGUUGAUUCUAUAAUCAAGGAUUUUCAUUCUGACUUAACAACACCUUUAGUUAAACCAACUAGUUCUGGAUUACCUAAAGUUCCUCACAUCUUGGAGGGACUAAACGAAUCUGAUGCAUGA